GAUACCACUCUACGAUACAACUGCCACCCAUCCUGCUGCUACCUUGGGGUUGCAAAACAUCCACCCGACUGUCUCUGUGCGGCAUGCAGCUCCGUGUAAAGUCCGUUCGUUGCAGCCCCCAUCUUGCCGAAUCCGCAUGCGGAACUACACAAGACUUGACUACUUUACAAUUUACAGGAGGUAUGGGGAACAGGGUAAAACAGAAAAGUGAGAAAUACGACCAAAACAAAACCAACACUAAUACAACGAGGAUGAAGAAGACUGUCAUCGUCAUAUACGGCCUUGUACUUGUAGCAGCAGCAGCAAAAUCAGGUAGCAGUACAUACAUCGUCAUCUUAUCGCAGCAGAGGGGACAUCUCCGAGGAUUUGGGCGGGAACAAGGUCCAGCAAUUCCGAUAACAUAUCACUUUUUUUUUUUCCUUCUCCUUCUCCUUCUCUUUCUUCUUUUCUUUUCUUUUUUACCUUCUUACUGCACUCCCCAAUAUUUCCCGUCUUACCGCGUUUUCCCCUGCCCUAUAUACAAGACAAGGUAAAGAAAAGGGCAGUGUCCCACGCACUGUCCACGUCCACGGUGAAUGCAACCUUUUACUUUUUGAUGGAGCGCCAUGAAGAAGUAUUCGCUCCAUGUUCCUGCAUGCAUGCUGCACUCACUCUCGCUCUUCCUUGUGCUUGUAGAAUUUCCCGUUUUCACCCUCGCGCUCUGCACAAUACGACAUUGCGUACAUCCAGCUUUUAUAUAGGUAGACAAGCGUGUACUACCUAGUCUAGUUGUUAUAAA
Messenger RNA from Trichoderma asperellum CBS 433.97, 778 nucleotides. The record is from RefSeq and is a predicted model, not a curated record. NCBI's taxonomy places the organism in Eukaryota, Fungi, Ascomycota, Sordariomycetes, Hypocreales, Hypocreaceae.